Neoarius graeffei (lesser salmon catfish) is the source of this 2220-nucleotide messenger RNA. Its product is annotated as general transcription factor II-I repeat domain-containing protein 2A-like. The transcript is spliced from 2 exons. The record is from RefSeq and is a predicted model, not a curated record. The coding region runs from base 161 to 2098 and encodes 645 amino acids. Lineage: Eukaryota; Metazoa; Chordata; Actinopteri; Siluriformes; Ariidae.
UGACAGUAAAAUUCUUAUGCUGUAAAAAUGUAUGUAAUGUAGGUGUAUAAUGUAUUUAAAAUACCGAAUUUCAGAAUGGCGCCAAAUAGCAGAAUUGCGUCAUAGCCUGCGACACUGUGCUACACUGUUGUCAGAGAUGCACUGUUGUGUGUGAUGGGCAAUGGAUUCUAAAGGCAAAAAAAGAAAGAUAGCUGAUGAGAACAGGGGAUUUAAAGAAGAAUGGACAGACGCGUUUGCUUUCAUUGCCAAUGCUGAAGGAUUGCCUGCGUGUUUGAUUUGCAACGAGAAGUUGUCAAAUAACAAGAAGAGCAAUUUGGAGCGACAUUUCCAGCUUAAGCAUGCUAAAUUUGCUGCCGAUCACCCAGUUGGAACGGAGAGAAAAGGAGCCAUUGCGAUGCUUGUGGAGAAAUUUGAAGGUCGAAAAAACAGUUUCAAGAAGUGGAUUACAUCUCCAAACUCUACCACCGCUGCAAGUUUUGUUGCGGCCCGGGAGAUAAUAAGGCGCGGAAAACCAUUCACCGAUGGUGAGUACAUGAAGGAGUCAUUGGUUAAAAUAUCAGAGCACCUAUUUUCGGACUUCAAAAACAAAACCGAGAUCAUCCAGAAAAUUAAAGACAUGCCUCUCUCCGCAAAGACGGUGAAGGACAGGGCCAAUAAAAUGGCAAACAACAUCACCGAUCAGCAAAUCAAGGACAUCAAUUCCGCUCCAGCGUACUCAAUUGCCUGUGAUGAGUCGUGUGACGUGACCGAUAUCGAGCAGACAGCUGUGUUAUGCAGGUACGUGAAUUCUGAUGGGCCGCAAGAGGAAAUGAUAGGAUUGAUGCCACUGAAAGGCCAAACACGGGGUGAGGACAUCUGCGAGGCUGUGCUGCAGUGUUUAAAUAAUAACGGAAUAAACACUAACCACCUGAUUUCAGUGGCUACAGACGGCGCACCUAGUAUGAGAGGGUCGCAAAGGGGGUUUGUGACUUUACUACAAAAAGCAUUGGAUCGGCAUCUGCUCGUAUUCCAUUGCAUCUUGCACCAAGAGGCACUGUGUGCACAAACAUUCCCACCGGAGUGUAUGGAGGUGAUGAACCUUGUCAUCCAGAUUGUGAACAAAAUAAUUGCAAAAGCUUUAAACCACCGUCAGUUCCGUGAAUUGCUUGAUGAAGUUGACAGCGAAUAUGCGGAUCUCCUGCUACACAACAAAGUCCGCUGGCUAUCCAGGGGUGACGUUUUGUGUCGCUUUGUAGCUUGUUUAGAACACAUUAAAACAUUCAUGAAAAGCAAAGACCUGAGCUACCCACAACUGGAAGACACCAAGUGGCUGGAAAAACUGCAUUUCAUGGUUGACAUGACACGUCACCUAAACGCGCUUAAUAAAAGUCUCCAGGAGAGGGGAAACACUGCACUGCAAAUGCUGGAAGCCGUUUUGUCAUUCGAGCGCAAACUGGCAGUAUUCGCUAGGGAUGUACAGCGAGGCACGCUCUCUCACUUCUCCUCCCUGAGAGAGUUCAAAGAUGCCCAUCAGGAUCACACUCUCAACGGUGAUUAUUUGCAAGGUGCAAUCGUUGAUAUGCAAGCUGCAUUUGGGAGCAGAUUUAGUGAGUUCCGAAAGGAAAAAAUGACACUUUCUUUCCCUGUCACACCCCUGGAAAUUGACCCUUCCUUGUUGAAUACAUUCCCAGGAGUAAAUCAAGCUGACCUCGAAAUGGAAAUGGCUGAUAUAGCUGACAAAGAUUUGUGGGUGGCCAAAUUCAAAAGUCUGACAGCAGAGCUUGAAGACGUCAGCCGCCAGAAAGCCCAUGCUGCCCAAAAUCACAAAUGGAGCGACAUUGAAAGCCUCCCAACACCAGAAAAACUUGUGUUUGAAACAUGGAAGGCCCUUCCCGACACUUACAGGAACAUGAAGACAUACGCAUUUGGGGUAUUAUCCAUCUUUGGAUCAACAUAUCUGUGCGAGCAGAUAUUCUCAAACGUGAACUACAUCAAAUCCAAAUACCGCACCCGCCUCACAGAUGAGAGCUUGCAGUCCUGCGUGAAGAUUAAAGUUUCAUCUUACAUGCCCGAUGUUGAGAAGCUGUCCAAUGAUGUCCGAAAACAGAAGUCACAUUGAACAGGUCUGAAGAUGUAUUGUGCGUGUCUGUAGAUAAGAGGGGGAAGAGAAGAGGAGGCUCCGGCGUUUGACCCUCGCACUGACUGCUACUUGGCGUUUAUGAACCAAAGAGAAAAGGAUAA